CUCCGUUGACCAUAAAAAAAGAAUAGCACAGCGGGGGAGAAUAGUAAUGAGUCUAGUUACUUUCUUUGUCUCAAUGUGAAUAUAAGAAUGCUCCAUAGAUGCCAUGAGAUAUUUAUAAGAGGCAGGACGCAAUAACGAUGAAUGUCUGUGGUUUAACACAUUGAGGAUUUGAGGAUUUGUACUGUGCGAAGUAAAUGGGCAGAAAUAGGUCUAACAUCACCUGGCUACCGCGUCACUUCAUUUCAUCCCAUCCUUUUCUUCUAAUCAUCCUUUUCUUGGACACGCAACCCUUACUCUACUUAAUCCCUCAUCUAACUUUUAUAGAUGCCCUCAAUCUCUUUUUGCAUUCGAAAUGCCUAAUCUUGACGAGCUUAUUAGCCUUCCAGAGUUAUUUGAGCCUCUUGCUCAAUAUCUCGAACGACCUAGCAUUGUAUCCUGUAUCCGUGUUUCGAAACGAUGGCAUCGCUCCUUUUUUCCGGUCCUUUGGCGCACCAUUGGGCGUCAACUGCCUGAAGACUUCUCUAAACAUGGACAUCUUGUCCAGAAGUUGGAUCUAUCCAUUGACAGUUGGUCUUCCUCUCAAUAUCUGAGCAUCAGCAAAUACUGCACUCAUCUCCGAGACCUGAGGCUAGAUUUCUUUACAGAACCAACCCCGGAUGGAGUCAGUCAUUUCUUCAGACCAGAACCAGAAAAUGGCUUCGUGGGCAAUCACACCAAGACUCUAGAGAUCAAGUUUUGCAAGACUUUCCCUUUGGGACUUGUGGUACCAUGGAUAUCAUAUGUGAAGUCGACAGGGUAUCUGCAAAACCUUCAGCAUUUCAGGAUCGGGAGCGGCCAAUCUUCUUCUCCUGGACAGCAUGUCCGAAUGAAGGAUAUGAUAGAGUUUUUGCACCUGUUUCCUAGUCUCAAAACACUACGUUUGCAAGAUGUUCCGUUGAUAGAAUUGUCCCUGGGUUCUCCCCAAGGGUUUGAGACUGAAGAAGCGGAGAUUUCAAAUCUAGAGGAGUUAGAGUUUAUCCCUCAUGAUUACCAGGCCCUCUCUCGUGUGCUACAAAGAACGCCCCAUCUUCGCCGGCUCUGUAUUCAAAUGUUGUAUGACCCGGAGAUAUUACCACUUAUCCAGAGACUCUGCUCUGAAUUAGAAACUUUUCAAUUCAGAGACAUUUGGAAGACGGAAGAUCGAAGGAUGGGAGGUCGAAGGAUGGAAGGCCCAGAACCGGAUUGGUCAUUGUUCUUGUCAGCGUAUCCGGGUAUGCAGGCCCUGUUAUUCAGCAACACAAUUGUCAGUGACCAGACCGCCUAUACGAUUGCGACCACCUGCCGGAAUCUCAAGUCGCUCAAAGUAUAUCGGGGCACCAAAAUCAGCACUGAUGGUCUGCUCAAGAUCCUAAAGUCUUGCCCAUCCUUGCAGAUUCUCCACUGUAUGACUAAUUCUUAUACAGGAGAUUUGUUUAGCGAGACCAACCCUUGGGUAUGUUAUGAAUCAUUGGAGGAACUCAAGGUGUUUAAUGUCUUCCUGAAGGAACCUGAGGAGAAUAUUGCGUUCCGAACCAGGAUCCGAGAGUUGAAACGACUUGAAUUGCUUAGCAUAAGUGGUAAAGGUUUCAAGAUAGAGUCGCUGGUGAGCAAAGAAGAUGUGUCCAUGGUGCAAUCACAGCUACACGAGACUUCAACUGCAGCUUCCGCACCUCCAGAAACCACCCCGAUGUUGACUACAGAAGCGACACAAUGGCGUCUGGGGGUCAUUGUGAUGCCUUCGCUUGAGGACGGACCGAUCACGAUGCUGCAGCUCAGGACAAUAUUAACAACGAUGCCUCGAGUCCAAUCAAUCAAUUUUAAUAGUGCGUAUAGUAGGGAUGCGAUGAUUUGGUUGCAGCAGUAUCGACCAUACCUAGAAAUAGGAUUCUUAUGGUAGUAAGAGACAACAAGUACGGGUGAGAGGAAGGACGUAUUUUAUGGAUUGAGCUGUUUAUUUCUGUUUACGUGUAUGUAGUUCAUGG
Messenger RNA from Lobosporangium transversale, 2000 nucleotides. RefSeq lists its product as hypothetical. Lineage: Eukaryota; Fungi; Mortierellomycota; Mortierellomycetes; Mortierellales; Mortierellaceae. The transcript has a single exon. The record is from RefSeq and is a predicted model, not a curated record. Bases 353 to 1915 code for a protein of 520 amino acids.